Molecule: messenger RNA, 7568 nt
Organism: Artibeus jamaicensis (Jamaican fruit-eating bat)
Lineage: Eukaryota; Metazoa; Chordata; Mammalia; Chiroptera; Phyllostomidae
Gene: SUGP2
Product: SURP and G-patch domain containing 2
Exons: 12
Coding region: 129-3398 (1089 amino acids)
Biological process (GO): RNA processing
Cellular component (GO): nucleoplasm
Molecular function (GO): RNA binding
Source: RefSeq, a predicted model, not a curated record
CCCGCGGCGGCGGCGAAGGCGGUGGCUGAGGGGUCUAAAGCGUCGGCGGGGGUGGCUCCGCGCGCGGUGGGCUUGGGGUUUUGUCCCCAGGUUCCAGUCUUGGCUGGCUGACCUUGGGUCAGAGAAACAUGGCAGCAAGACGAAUUGCCCAGGAGACUUUUGACGCUGUAUUACAAGAAAAAGCUAACCGAUAUCACAUGGACCCCAGUGGUGAAGCUGUAGGUGAAGCUCUGCAAUUUAAAGCUCAAGAUCUUAUAAGGACACUCCCAAGAGUCAGAGCAGAUAUGUAUGAUGACAUUCACAGUGACAGCAGAUACACUCUGGGAGGAUCUGUAGCUCACUCUCGAGAUGCCGGGAGAGAAAGCCUGAGAAGUGAUGUGUUUCCAGGACCUUCCUUCAGAUCAAGCAACCCUUCUGUAAGCGAAGACAACUACUAUCGCAAAGAAUGUGGCCGGGAUCUGGAAUUUUCCCACUCUGACUCCCGAGACCAGGUCUUUGGCCACCGGAAAUUGGGAUAUUUCCGUUCUCCAGACUGGAAAUUUACACUCCGUGGCUCUUGGGAACAAGACAUUGGCCACCCAGUUUCUCAAGAAUUGUCUUGGUCACAGGAGUAUAAUUUUGGUCCUUCUGCACUACUGGGAGACUUUGGGUCUUCCCGGCUUAUUGAGAAAGAGUGUUUGGAGAAAGAGAGUCGAGAUUAUGAUGUGGACCAUCCAGGGGAGGCAGACUCUGUGCUCAGGGCCAGCAGUCAAGUUCAGGGCAGAGGCCGAGGUCUAAACAUCAUUGAUCAGGAAGGUGCCCUCCUAGGAAAGGGGGAGUCUCAGGGUCUGCUCACACCUAAAGCGGGGCUCGGGAAACUUGUCACACUAAGAAAUGUGAGCACAAAAAAAAUACCCACUGUAAAUCGUAUUACACCCAAAACUCAGGGCACUAACCAAAUCCAGAAAACCACCCCAAGUUCUGAUGUGACCCUAGGGACAAACCCAGGAACAGAAGAUAUCCAAUAUCCCACUCAGAAGAUCCCUCUGGGGCUCAAUCUGAAAGAUGUUCGGCUCCCAAGAAGAAAGAUGAGCUUUGACCUCAUAGAUAAGUCUGAUGUUUUUUCAAGAUUUGGGAUAGAAAUAAUCAAAUGGGCAGGAUUCCACACUAUAAAAGAUGAUGUUAAAUUUUCCCAGCUUUUCCAAACUCUCUUUGAACUUGAAACUGAAACCUGUGCUAAAAUGCUUGCCUCAUUUAAAUGUUCCUUAAAACCAGAGCACAGAGAUUUUUGCUUUUUUACUAUCAAAUUUUUAAAGCACUCUGCUUUGAAAACACCUAGAGUUGAUAAUGAGUUUUUAAACAUGCUCUUAGACAAAGGUGCUGUGAAGACCAAAAAUUGCUUUUUUGAAAUCAUAAAGCCCUUUGACAAGUACAUAAUGAGGCUUCAAGACCGACUUCUAAAGAGUGUCACGCCCCUGCUCAUGGCCUGCAAUGCCUAUGAACUGAGUAUCAAAAUGAAGACCCUGAGUAACCCUCUGGACUUGGCUGUUGCCCUGGAGACCACCAAUUCUCUGUGCCGGAAGUCUUUGGCUCUUUUGGGACAGACAUUCUCCUUGGCCUCUUCUUUCCGGCAAGAGAAAAUCUUAGAAGCCGUUGGCCUCCAGGAUAUAGCUCCCUCUCCUGCUGCAUUUCCAAACUUUGAGGACUCCACUCUGUUUGGGAGAGAGUACAUAGAUCACCUGAAGGCCUGGCUGGUCAGCAGUGGGUGUCCACUUCAGGUCAAGAAAACUGAAACUGAGCCAACUCAAGAUGAGAAAACCGUUUCUCCUACCCAACCUGAAAUUCAGGCCAAGGCUCUGAGUGGUCUGAGUGAUGCUAUCCCCCAGCGAGCAGACCAUAAGAUGGUGGACACCAUCGACCAGCUGGUCACUCGUGUCAUUGGAGGCAGUCUGUCUCCUAAAGAGAGAGCUCAUCUCAAGGAGGACCCUGCUUACUGGUUUUUGUCUGAUGACAGUAGUCUGGAGUAUAAAUAUUACAAGCUGAAAUUGGCAGAAGCACAGCGGAUAAGCCAAACCUCACCAGGAAUGGGUCAGAAGCCAGUGGCAGCAGAAUGUGCAGUCCGGGCUAUGCUGUAUGCCCGGGCAGUCCAGAGCCUCAAGAGGAGGCUCCUUCCAGGACGGCGGCGGAGGCUACUCCGAGCUCAAGGUCUCCAGGGGUGGAAGAUGAGAAGAGCAACCACUGGGACCCAGACCCUCCUUUCCUCAGGCACCAGGCUGAAACACCACACUCGGCAAGCUCCAGGCUCUUCACAGGAAAAGCCAGCCGCUUUCCAGCCAGAUGGAAAUGAUGCUGCCAAGGACUGCCUGCCAGACCCAGCUGGGCCCUCUCCUCAGGACCUCAGCUCAGAAGCUGCAGGCCCAUCUCCCGAGCCAGCAGAAGUAGAUGUAUCCAGAGCCCCUCAGAGCUCUUCUCCCUGCCUGUCUGCUGAUGUUGACACAAAGACCAUGGAGACUGCAGAGAAACUGGCCAAAUUUGUUGCUCAGGUGGGACCAGAGAUUGAACAAUUCAGCAUAGAAAACAGCAUCGACAACCCUGACCUGUGGUUUCUACAUGACCAAAACAGCUCAGCUUUCAAAUUCUAUCGAAAGAAGUUAUUUGAACUGUGCCCAUCGAUUUGUUUUACAUCAUCUCCACUGAACCUGCACGCUGGUGAGAGUUCCUUAGAACCCAUGGAAGAGGAAGAAGAGUUUGCAGAUGAGCCUCCUCAGCAGGAGAUUGAGCUGGAAAGCCUAGAGGUGAUGCCUGAGGAGGAGGAGGAAGAGGAAGAUGAGGAGGAGGAGGAGGGGGGCGAGGAGGCCCCCACUCCUGAAGGUUCUUCCAGGGCUAUAGGAGAGGCUGCCAAGUCUGAGGGCUCUGAGGGCAGCCCCCCCACUGAUGGUCUUCCAAGCGAGGCAGCCGAGGAUGGCCCAGCUGGUACCUCUGCCCUAUCACAGUCCUCUUCGGGGUCCUGCUUUCCUCGGAAGAGAGUCAGCAGCAAGUCAUUGAAGGUUGGCAUGAUUCCAGCUCCCAAGAGGCUGUGUCUCAUUCAAGAGCCCAAAGUUCACGAACCAGUUCGCAUUGCCUACGACAGGCCUCGGGGUCGUCCCAUGUCCAAAAAGAAGAAACCCAAGGACUUUGACUUUGCCCAGCAAAAGCUGACCGACAAGAACCUGGGGUUCCAGAUGCUGCAGAAGAUGGGCUGGAAGGAAGGCCAUGGCCUGGGCUCCUGUGGAAAGGGCAUCAGGGAGCCUGUUGGCAUGGGAACGGCCUCGGAAGGGGAGGGGUUGGGUGCCGACGGGCAGGAGCACAAGGAAGACACGUUUGAAGUCUUCCGUCAGAGGAUGAUGCAGAUGUACAGACACAAACGGGCCAACAAAUAGGCCCCAGUUUGCAGGCUGCCAUGAGUCCCUCCAGCAUCUCCCUGACAGUCUCUCAGUAGCUUCUGUCCAUCUAUCAGUUGGUUCACUCAUUCAUUCACUGGAUGACCUCCCUGAGAGGGGAGAGGGUCAGCCCUGUACACACAAGAUGCUGUUCCCAGGAGAAGGAACAGACCUUCAGGUGAGCAGAGCCAGGACCCACAGCCAAGCCUUCAUCCUUGAACUAUACACAUCUCAGCUGCUUUUGACCAAGACAUUCACCCUUCAGACGCAUCCUGCUUGAAAUCAUCAUCAAUCAGGCCUGAAGAGGACUCCUGAGGCCCCUGCUGAGUCCUAGUCCUGCUCUCUCCCCUUCUCUCUGUGAAAUGGAUCAUGGGUAAGGAACAUCUUGCACUCAGCAAACAGUCAAAGGCCACACUGGGUUUACAAAAAGCAAUAUUCACAUUAAGAGUGAAAAAGAAGGGACUUCUCUGAGUGACAAUGGGGUCCACAUUGGGAGAGUCCCAGGGGUCAGGACUCAGUUGCAAUGGUACAGUGGGUACCAGGCAUUUGGGAACAGCUCAGGGCACAGCAUAGGCAGAGCACAUGGCUGCAGGCCCAGCGCAGGGAGGCCAGCUUCGAAAGGCUGCAUUCAUCUUCCCAGGAAAGGCAUGAUUCUCUUUCCCUUCAGCCCUCCCUACCCGACGCCCCCUCCUCCGCCCCAGUUUCUUGUUUACCCAUUCAGGGUCAUGAUUUAUUUUCAGAUGAGAACAUCGCCCUCCUCACUCUCUGUAGCAACCCAUACUCUGGCCACACUGGGAGAAGGGAGGCCAGAAUGAACCCAGCCUAACUGAGAGAAGCCAGGUCUCUGGGGAAGGUUCUCAGUCAGGUCUGGCUUUUGACCUUCUAUUCAUCCUCAUGGACAUCAAUUAGGAGUGCAGGUGGCUGGAAUUUUCCGAUUUCUCCAUACUCCUGAUGAACAAGGAGACUGAUGUGCUGUUACAGCACUGUCUGUGGUGGACAUGAACAGUGUCAUUUGAGAGUUGGCCUGGGUGAGCCAGGCAUGGUUCAGAGUGGGUUAUGAAGUGUCUAAAAACAAACACUCCUUCAGAUCAUGCAGACUAAUGAGGAUGCAUUCAUUUUCAUUUUAAAAAAAUUAUUAUUUAUCUUAAGAGAGAGGGAAGGAAAGGGAGAAAGGGAGAGAAACAUCAAUGUGUGAUUGCCUCUCAUGUGGCCCCCAACAGGGGACCUGGCCUGCAACCCCAACUGAUAGGCACAUGACCCAACUGGGAAUUGAACCGACAACCCUUUGGUUCUCAGGCUGGCACUCAAUCUGCUGAGCCACACCAGCCAGGGCCAUUUUCAUUUUUAAAACUGUUUAUUGUUUAUUAGAUUUUAUGAAGUUGAGUUGACUGUCAGCUCCCACCUUCAAUUUGCCAAACUCCUAUUCAUCCUUCAAAAUCCAACACACACACUCCCUCCUUCAUUCACACAUUCACACAAAUGCUACUCUUUCCACUCUCUGUACUGUAAGUGAGAGAGGAAUCUGCCGGUACCAUGGUCAUCUGUUUAUAACUCUUUCCCCCUCUAGACUCUGCUCUUGCACGCAGCUCAGUGCCUGGUACACAGUGGGUACUCAGUACAUGUGUAGGUCUGGAGAGCAUUUUUAAAAACAGCUUUAUUAAGCUAUAACUCACAUACCAUUCAUUAUACCUAAAGUACAAAGUUUAAUGUUCUUUUAAGAGAUUUACAGUUAUAUGCAAUUAUCACCACAGUUCAUUUUAAACACUUUAAUCACCCCCCAAAAUAAACCCAUUUUCCAUUAGCAAUCACUUCCACUUCCCCUCUCCCCACCCCUGGCAACCACUAACCUUCUUUCUGUCUCUAUGGAUUUUCUUGUUCUGGACCUUUCAUAUAGAUGGAAUCACACACCAUGUUGGCUUUUAUUUAGCAUCAUGUUUUCGAGGGUCAUCCAUGUUGUAGCAUGCAUCAGUGCUUCAUUCCUUUUAUGGAUGAAUAAUAUUCCAUUGUGUGGAUGGACCACAUUUUGUUUGUCCUUCAUCCAUUGAUGGGUACUUGGGUUGUUUCCACCUUUUGGUGAUUAUGAAUUGUGCUGAUUGUGCUGCCCUGAACACACAUGUUCAAUGUUUAUGUGGAUGUAUGUUUCACUUCCCCUGGAUACAUACUGAAGACUGUCAGUAAAUAUUUAGUGAGUUUUUUUUACAAUUUUUAAAAAGAUUUUAUUUAUUUAUUUUUAGAGAGAGGAAGGGAGGGAAAAAGAGAGAGAGAAACAGCGAUGUGUGAGAGAUUCAUCAAUCCAUUGCCUCUUACAUACCCCCAACUGGGGACCUGGCCUGCAACCCAGGCAUGUGCCCUGAAUGGGAAUUGAACCGGCAACCUUUCAGUUUCCAGACCAGCACUCGAUUGACUGAGCCGUAUCAGCCAGGGCUAAUGGUUAUUUUGAACCCUGUUUAAUAGUCACCUGGAUUAGGUAGACCAGAGGUCCACUGCCACAGGCUUUCAAAUCAGAAAUGUAGGUUGGAGUCUGCCCCCAAUGACAUCUGUGAAGGAGGCCACCAAGGCCCUAGUUUACUCUGAUUUCCUCCAUGGGACUGAAGGUUCCACAAGGAGAUAAAGCCCUUUUAUUGUCAGCUUCUGUAGUCACUUUCUCUCACUUGGGUCUCUCCAAAGUGAAAUUUUUGUCCAUCAGGCCAGCUGGUCCACCUCUCAGGCUUUUCGAGUCAAAGGAUGGUACUGUCCAUGGGGCCAGCAACACUCAGGUCUGUGACCUGAAUCAGGCCAUAGGGGUUUGGGGUGGCUAAUCUUGCAGGUCCCUGCCCUGGGUUAAUUUUGGUCAAGGGUGGCAGGGUAGGUCAGCACCUUGGAGCGGUCUCUGCCCAGAACUGUGAAACCUGAGGAAUCCAAAGUGUUUCUGGCCUGUGCAUGUCUUGGACAGUGUCUGAGGCUGAGAGUUUGGCCUGGGUCCCACUGAGAAAGACCAAGGUAAGUGGCUGAGGUUCUGCGGCUGGAUACUCUCCGUUUGUCCAGGAAAAUCUUGUCUCUGACAAGCAAGCCCUGCCUGCCACCAUGCUGGGCAUCUAAGUGCCUGUAGCAGUCCAGGCUCUCCAGAGAAAUAGAAUUAACAGGAUAUACUGCAUAUAUGUACAUUAUAUACAGUGUAAGAGACUUGUUUUACAGAAUCGACUCGUGAUUGUGGGGUAGUAAGUCUGAAAUUUAUGUUCAGCACACUGGAACUCAGGGAGGGUUUCUAUGUUGCAGUCUUGAGGAGAGUUUCUUUUUUCCCAAGAAACCUGUUUUUGCUCUUAAGGCCUUCAACUGAUUAGGUGAAGCCCACCCAGGGCAUCAAGAAUAACUUCCUUUCCUUAAGGUCAACUUAUUGGAGAUGUUAACCACAUCUAAAAAGCAACAUCUAGAACAGCAUUUGGCCAAAGAACUGGGCACCAUUGCCUGACCAAGUUGACACUAAAUUUUAACCAUGAGUAUGCUUCCCUGUCCGCACCCCUACAAACCCACUUGCUAAAAUGCCAAAUCCUCUGAGAAUUUUCCGUGGCACGCCCACUACAAAGGAGAGAACACAGAGACAUGUUGACUGGCAGCAUCUGGGCAGAGGGAGCCAGAAGGGGAGCGAGCUGGGCAGGCAUGAGGGGUACCUAUGGGAGGACAGUGGAGUUGUCAACAAGUGCAAGAGCUCCAAGGACAGCCAAAGAAUUUGACUUUGCUACAAGGGGAUAGGAAGCGAUAGUAGGUGUUGGAGUAGGAGAGGAGUAUGGUUAGGUACACCAACCACUGCAAGACUUGUCAUUGGCUGUUAUGGCUCUGUCAGCAGCUCCAGGUGAAGGGCAGUGGAAAUCAGAGCCCAGUCCAGUCCAGAAAUAGCAGGGUCCAAGCUAACAGUUGUUCCACAAUCUUCACAGAGGUUGCCCCCACUUGACAAAAAUAGUAUUUGUUGUUUUCCAUUAUUUUCAACAUGUGGUCUUAAUCCUCAGCAUUGCAGGUCUUUUUACCCUUUUCAUUAAAGUUUUCAUUUUGAAAUAAUUCUAUAUUUGCAUGAAAUUGUAAAAAAUAAGAGAAUUGAAAGCAUAUAUUCAUACAAAAACGUGUACAUAAAUACAAAAUAGUCAAAAGUGGAAAUAAUCCAUAGUUCUACCAACUGAUAAAUGAAUGAAUAAAAUA